UCAUGACUCCACAUACUCAGUAGCAUUCAUAUAUAAGCCACAUCACCCUCACCCAUCCACUCUAAGCAUUCCAGACCCAAUCCAUCUCACCACCUACAUAGUACGAUUACACUAUGUACACAACAGACACCCUCCCAACAAGCUUCUGCAUAGCCCAGGCAAUCGGCCUCAGUGGCGCCGCUUGGCUCUCGGGAAACAUAUUCUCUCUAUCCCUAAUGACAAUCCCAGCUCUUCUCCAAUCCCACAAAGAGCACAGGAUCCCCUUAUCAACAAUAACCAAACAAUGGGCCCUCGUCUAUGAAACGGGCAAGAACCGCGCUCCCCCGAUCGCUCUCUUCACCGCCACCACCCUCUUGUAUUUGUCCUGGGAGACGAGAGCACAGAGCACAUUGGCAGCAAUUGCACCACGGGGAGCUACCACGACGUAUGCGAUCGCUGCUGCAUUGACGAUUGCCAUUGUGCCGUGGACUAUUCUGGCUAUGAAGGGUACGAAUGAUGCUUUGAUGGAGAAGGCCAAGGUGGGCGUACAGGAGGAGAAGGAUUCUCAGGAGGGCGAGAGGGUGUUGGGGUUGUUGAACAGGUGGGCGUUGCUUAAUGGUGCGAGGGCUAUGUGGCCUCUCGCUGGGUUUUUGGUGGGUUUGUUGGCGGUUGUGCCUUGAUCAGGAACCAGUUCCAAAGAAAUGCGAGAUUUGGGGAUAGGUUUGGGAUAGGAAAAAUGGGCGUUAAUGGUAAUGUAGGAUAUUUUGUGAAAUGAAUUGAUGUAUAAUAUAUGUAUAGGUUCUGUCAAUGGUG
Aspergillus neoniger CBS 115656 is the source of this 792-nucleotide messenger RNA. RefSeq names its product DUF1772 domain-containing protein. NCBI's taxonomy places the organism in Eukaryota, Fungi, Ascomycota, Eurotiomycetes, Eurotiales, Aspergillaceae. The coding region runs from base 114 to 659 and encodes 181 amino acids. The record is from RefSeq and is a predicted model, not a curated record. The transcript has 2 exons.